AUGCGCGCGCGCUCCGAGCCCUGCAGCCUCGUGCUGCUGCUGUGCGUCCUGAUGCGGAGCGCCGCGCCUCUCAGCAACCACAACACGGAGCUGCGCCACACCACACAAACCACACAGACCAGCCGCAGCGAGCACAGCGAGCACAGCACCGAGCCGGACACCGCGGGGGCAGCCGCGCUCAACCGCGCGCGCAGCGCAGGAAGGGGACUGGAGAACGCGGGAGCGCGCGGGAGCGGCGAUCGAGGCCCGGUGGGCUGCAGGGAGCUGCGCUCUACUAAGUACAUCUCUGAUGGCCAGUGCACCAGCAUCAGCCCCAUUAAAGAGCUGGUAUGUGCAGGGGAAUGCCUCCCGGCCCAGAUGCUGCCUAACUGGAUAGGAGGACACGGCAGGAAGUUCUGGAACCGGAGGGGCAACUCCAACCAAGACUGGCGCUGUGUCAAUGAUAAGAGCCGGACCCAGCGCAUCCAGCUGCAGUGUCAGGACGGCAGCACCAGGACCUAUAAGAUCACGGUGGUGACUGGCUGCAAGUGCAAGCGCUACUUGAGGCAGCACAAUGAAUCGGGAAACAAGUCUGAGAGCAUUUCUCAACCACAGCCAAUCCACAAGCCCAAGACCAAGCGGAAGCAUGGGAAUAGCAAGGCAAAUGGGAACUGGCCUGAGCUGGAAUCCUGA
This is a messenger RNA of Colossoma macropomum (tambaqui), 672 nucleotides long. RefSeq names its product sclerostin domain containing 1a (gene sostdc1a). Gene Ontology annotation, biological process: negative regulation of BMP signaling pathway; negative regulation of Wnt signaling pathway. Gene Ontology annotation, molecular function: BMP binding. The record is from RefSeq and is a predicted model, not a curated record. The coding region runs from base 1 to 672 and encodes 223 amino acids. The transcript is spliced from 2 exons. NCBI's taxonomy places the organism in Eukaryota, Metazoa, Chordata, Actinopteri, Characiformes, Serrasalmidae.